AUGAUUGAUAUCGAUAACAACUUUGGCAUGAUGGGAAGCUCCAAGAUGCCACACAGCCACUCGACUCCGGCUGGUGUCGACGGUGGAAGUCGGACUCCGCCUGCAACACCACGUAAAACUGGAAAAAUGCUUGCCGUUAGAGUACAAAUGCUUGAUGAUAAAGUUACAAUGUUUCAAGUUCAGAUGUCUGGUAGUUUCAAAUUAAAGAGGUCGAUCGCUGUAUACAAGUCAAAUCAAGCCAAAGCAUUGGGAAGAGUUUUGUUUGAUCAAGUAUGUAAACAGCUAAAUUUACUGGAGGCUGACUACUUCGGGUUGGAGUACCAAGAGCCAAAUGGAACUAAGUAUUGGUUGGAUUUAGAGAAACCAGUUUGUCGACAAGUGGGUUUAACAAUGGUUGAUCCAUUAUUGAGAUUUUGUGUUAAAUUUUAUACACCGGAUCCAGGACAAUUGGAGGAAGAAUUCACAAGAUAUUUAUUCUGUUUGCAAAUAAAACGAGAUCUUGCACACGGGUUACUUCAAUGUAAUGACAAUACUGCUGCAUUAAUGGCUAGUUAUAUUGUACAAGCUGAAUGCGGUGAUUACGUAAUAGAAGAUUAUCCAGAUCAUACUUAUUUGUCGACAUACAAAUUUGUGCCGCAUCAGGAUCAUGAACUUGAAAGAAGAAUCAUGGAGAAUCAUAAAAAGCAUUCAGGUCAGUCGCCAGCGGAAGCAGAUUUAAAUUUAUUAGAAACAGCUCGACGAUGCGAACUUUACGGUAUGAAAAUGCAUCAAGCCAAGGAUCAUGAGGGAGUUCCAUUGAAUUUGGCGGUAGCACACAUGGGCAUUGUGGUCUUCCAAGGUUAUACCAAGAUUAACACAUUCAGUUGGGCGAAAAUCCGUAAAAUAAGCUUCAAGAGGAAACGUUUUUUAAUUAAGUUGCACCCUGAAGGUUACGGUUAUUAUAAAGACACGGUUGAGUUUUUUUUUGAUGGUCGUAAUGAGUGUAAAAAUUUUUGGAAAAAGUGUGUCGAGAAUCACGGUUUCUUUCGUUGUUCUGUUGUUAAACGUGUAUUACGUCAGAAAACACGGGUUUUGAGUCGUGGAUCUUCCUUUAGGUAUAGUGGCAAAACCCAGAAACAAAUUGUUGAAUUUGUCCGAGAUAAUUACGUGAAGCGACAAACAUUUCAAAGAGUGUUGCCUGCUCGGGAAAUGGGUGGCGGGGAGUCAGGCUCACCAUCAGGCACGAAUUAA
Cotesia congregata is the source of this 1230-nucleotide messenger RNA. The record is from the annotation of a GenBank genome assembly. Lineage: Eukaryota; Metazoa; Arthropoda; Insecta; Hymenoptera; Braconidae.